AUGAUCCGGUCACGAGUGAGAAUACCACGCCUGCGCGUGUUGGCGCCGCAGCUCGCCUCGCAGCAACGCUCCCUCCACAGCGUCCCCAAGCUGGACCACGACUACUCCGAAGGCGUGCCGGGUCUCUUUUCCCCCGACGGCUUCCACAUGGCGUGGACGCAGCAGAUGACCUAUACUCUGGAUAAGCUCAAUGCUCUCGUGGCAGGAACCGACCUCGAGACCCGCGACACGAAACAGAUCCUCCACGCGACAGCCCGCGACCCGGACCAAGCACCCAUCUUCAACCACGCCUCCAUGGCCCACAACACGCACUUCUUCUUCAAGAACCUCACGCCGGCCCCGAAACCCAUGCCGUCCGCCCUGGCCGCCGACCUCUCCCACAGCUUCUCCUCGCCCGAGACCCUGCGCCGGGAGCUCGUCCUGACCGCCUCGGCCAUGUUCGGCCCCGGCUUCGUCUGGCUCGUCAAGAGCCCCACCGCCUCCCCGGGCUCCGGCUCUUCGUCCUUUUCCUCCUUUUCCUCCUCCUCCGCAUCCUCCUCGGCCUCCUCGUCCGGCCUCCUCGGUGGCGCCUCCGAGCCCGAGCCGUCCUACCGCAUCCUCACCACCUACCUCGCCGGCACGCCGUACUCGGGCGCCCACUGGCGCCAGCAGCCGCAGGACAUGAACACCGCGGGCGCCCACGGCUCGGCCGCGGGGUUCAUCCGUAGCAGCCAGCGCGCGCAGCAGGUGGCGGCCCGCCCGCCUGGCGCGCUGGAGGUUGUGCCGCUGCUUUGCCUCUCGACGUGGGAGCAUGUCUGGCUGCGCGACUACGGGGUUGGGGGGAAGAAGGCCUUCGCGGAGGCGUGGUGGGAGGUGGUGGAUUGGGAGGCUGUUGCGGAGGCGGCUUCUAUCCGUGCGCGGCCGGGGUUUAAGGUGUAG
This is a messenger RNA of Sodiomyces alkalinus F11, 918 nucleotides long. Its product is annotated as superoxide dismutase. NCBI's taxonomy places the organism in Eukaryota, Fungi, Ascomycota, Sordariomycetes, Glomerellales, Plectosphaerellaceae. Gene Ontology annotation, molecular function: metal ion binding; superoxide dismutase activity. The record is from RefSeq and is a predicted model, not a curated record. Bases 1 to 918 code for a protein of 305 amino acids. Gene Ontology annotation, biological process: superoxide metabolic process. The transcript is spliced from 2 exons.